This is a messenger RNA of Pseudozyma flocculosa PF-1, 1953 nucleotides long. RefSeq lists its product as uncharacterized. Bases 1 to 1953 code for a protein of 650 amino acids. Lineage: Eukaryota; Fungi; Basidiomycota; Ustilaginomycetes; Ustilaginales; Ustilaginaceae. The record is from RefSeq and is a predicted model, not a curated record. The transcript is spliced from 3 exons.
AUGACCGCCAUGGACGGCGACGAGCUGCAGAGGCUAUGGUCCCUCAUCGAGGACCUCACUCACCAGCUACAGGCAAACAGGCAGCUCUGCGAAUCCCUCCAGCAGCAGGCAGACCAGCUAAAGGGCCAAGCCAUACACUCGGGCACCGGCUACGCCCUCCGCCGCUUCAACACCGACAUAACUAAGGAAAAGUUCGAGUCCGAGCUCGAACAGCUCAACGCCUACCUCGUAAAGGACAACCAGAGCCUCGCACACGAAAACAAGCAGCAGUCCAUCCUCCUCCGCGAGUACGAAAACACCCUCGAAACCGUAAUGGCAAAGUUCCGCAGCUUCUCGCACUCUGCUCAGCAACACACGCUCCAGCUCACAUCCCACUACGAGAACCUCCUGGUCAACACCACCCAGAACGCCGCAGAGGCCACCCUCGCCUCCGAGACGGCCUUCAGCGGCACCCUCCAGCAUCUCGGCGGACUCGUACGCAGGGCCCUCCGCACCAUGGACGGCGAGUCCAGCGAGACCGACGACGACCAACAGAGCAGCCCCAUUGACGCCCACGGCUCACGGCGGCCACACAAGCAACAGGGCGGGCUCCGGCACAAUGGAUGGCCCGCCGAUCCGCGCUGGUACGGCUCGGGCGGCUACACGGGCAGGGACCUCGAUCCCGAAGUCGAGCGCUCCGAGCGCGCGCUCGCCAUGCUCACAGACGAGGAGCGCCUCCGCAUCGAAAACGACACGCUGCGCGAGCUCCUCGAGCUCAAGGAGCGCAGCGACGCCCUCGUCUCGGACGCCCAGCCGGGCCGGCAACCGCAAGCCGCAGCGCCGGCCGAUGGCGCCGCCGUAUCGGGCUCCACCCUGCUCGGCCCCGUGACGCCGGUCAAGCCCAGCUCGACUGGGCCCCUCUCUCCCAGCGCGACGCUGCAGAGGAGCCCCACUUCGCCGACGGCAUCGCGCAACCCGCUGGCCAUCGACCAGGCCACCAUCGAGGCCGAGGGCAGCGGCCAGCCGCCGAUGAAGGCCCUCGAGAUUUCAGAGACGCUGCGCCCGGGCGAUCGAUCUCCGGUGCAAUCGCCCAUCAAGCGCAAAGACCAGAUCCUCGAGGAGGCUAUCGCCGAGGAGGAGGAAGAGGGACUCGUCGCGGGUGGCGCAGCGUCGACGGCGGCCACAUCAGCAGUCGAGGAGGGAACGGGGUCUGCAGCGGAUCAGCAGCAGCAAGGAGCGCAGCAGGGGCCAGAGGCCGGGCCAGCGGACGAGGGUGUGGCGCCAAAUCUGGUGGCAGAAGCGGCACCCUCUGCGCUCGUCUCGACGGGUAUCGAGAGCGGCGAAGGCGACGGCAACACCACCGUCACCUCGGUCUCGGGGGGCGAGGUUGGCACCGAUGCGGGACAGGUGACAAGUGGGGCGGCAGAGGCAAUAGAAGGUCACGGCGAAGGUGAGGAGGAGGUCAAGGCUGAGCCCCACGCUAUCGAGGCCGAGCCGGUGGGGGGCGAGCAAGAAGCGGCGAGGGAUGCGACCGAGGCGGUGGCGCCGCUCGAAGGGACAGAUAAGCCGUCGGGCGACUUUCCGGUGAUUGCAGCAGCAGCAGCAGCAGCAGCAGCAGCAGCAGCAGCAGCAGCCGCCGAGGGCGAGGGCGAAAGGAGCAGUGCGGCGCCAACCGUGCCUGCUGAGCCCACCACGACGGAGCAGGCCGCGCUGCAGGAUCCGGCGGCGGGUGUUGCUGGCAAGGCGGACGAGCAGGAGGCCGCUAGUGCCAUCGCACAGGACCAAGGCGGUAUGACGACGGCGGCGGGGGCGGCACCGGUGGCGGCGGAUGCAUCGGCAGGCCAAGAGGACGGGAUGGACAAGGAGACGCAGGAAGAUGCCGGUACCUCGGUCGAGGCCAAGGGGACAGACGAGGAGGAAAAGAGCGAGGAGCCGCCGGAUCAGGAUGCGACGGCCACGGCGUCUGCGACGUAG